Phlebotomus argentipes is the source of this 4014-nucleotide messenger RNA. RefSeq names its product extracellular sulfatase SULF-1 homolog (gene Sulf1). The record is from RefSeq and is a predicted model, not a curated record. The transcript has 14 exons. NCBI's taxonomy places the organism in Eukaryota, Metazoa, Arthropoda, Insecta, Diptera, Psychodidae. The coding region runs from base 114 to 3719 and encodes 1201 amino acids. Gene Ontology annotation, molecular function: glycosaminoglycan binding; N-acetylglucosamine-6-sulfatase activity.
AUCCGGACUCGCCGCUCAGUGCAUUCCUGCCGCCGAUAUCGCGGGAGCGCAAGCCCAACAUAAUUCUCAUCCUCACGGACGAUCAGGAUGUCGAAUUGGGCUCGCUCAAUUUCAUGCCAAGAACGCUGAGACUCCUACGUGAUGGAGGCGCCGAGUUCCGGCACGCAUACACCACGACGCCCAUGUGCUGCCCGGCCAGGUCCUCCCUCCUCACCGGCAUGUACGUCCACAAUCACAUGGUGUUCACCAACAACGACAACUGCUCCAGCACCAUGUGGCAGUCCACCCACGAGACCAAGUCCUUCGCCACGUACCUCUCCAACGCCGGAUACAGGACGGGAUAUUUCGGUAAAUAUUUGAAUAAGUACAACGGCUCGUACAUACCACCUGGCUGGCGCGAGUGGGGCGGUCUCAUCAUGAAUUCCAAAUACUACAAUUACAGCAUCAACAUGAACGGCCAAAAGAUCAAGCACGGAUUCGAUUAUGCUAAGGAUUACUACCCGGACCUGAUAGCGAACGACUCAAUAGCCUUCCUCAGACAGUCGAAGCAGCAGAAUCAGAGGAAGCCAGUGCUGCUCACAAUGAGCUUCCCAGCUCCUCAUGGUCCAGAGGACUCUGCGCCACAAUACAGCCAUCUAUUCUUCAACGUCACCACGCAUCACACUCCAGCUUAUGACCAUGCACCCAAUCCGGACAAACAGUGGAUUCUGCGAGUGACUCAGCAAAUGGAGCCUGUUCAUCGACGCUUCACGGAUCUCCUGAUGACCAAGCGUCUGCAGACGCUCCAGAGUGUCGAUGUGGCGGUUGAGAGAGUGUACAAUGAACUGAAGAACUUGGGAGAGUUGGACAAUACCUACAUUAUCUACACUUCUGACCACGGAUACCAUUUGGGGCAGUUUGGAUUGAUUAAGGGCAAAAGCUUCCCGUUUGAAUUUGACGUGAGAGUUCCCUUCCUAAUGCGAGGACCAGGGAUUGAGCCGGCCACUGUGGUCGAUGAGAUUGUUCUCAACAUUGAUUUGGCACCAACAUUCCUCGAUAUUGGAGGUGUUUCAACGCCACCUCACAUGGAUGGAAAGAGCUUCCUGCCACUCUUGCUGCACCGGCACAGGAAGGAGAUCAAAGAAAAGUGGCCAGACACAUUCCUCAUUGAAAGCUCCGGACGCAGAGAGACUCCUGAACAACUUGCCGAAGCGAAAGCAGCAAGAAUUGCUGCUGCGGCUGCGAUGAAGAACAGAGGAAGGGAGAUUUCGCUUAAGCCCGGAACCUGGACUACAGAUUCUGUGUUGAAGGGGCAGAAGGAAAUCAUCACGGAUCAUCACAGAGAUUUCCUGGAUUUCGGAUCUCAUGAGUUUGAUGAUGAGGAGGAGGAAGAUGACAUUGAAGAUAAGCUGGAAGAUGAAGAAAUCCUGGCUAGGUUUAUUGACAACGACGAGACUCCACAACAUGAUCAAUUGGAUAACAAUUUGCCCGUUGCGCCGUUCAUAUCGAAAAUAGCUCGAUUGAAUUCUGAAUGCUCAGAUCCAAAUCUGCACAAAGACUGCGUUCCUGGACAAAAGUGGAGGUGCGUCAAUGAGGAUGGCAGAUGGAGGAAACACAAGUGCAAAUUCCAUAUGCAGUGGCAGAAUCACUUGGCGGAAAUGAAUCGCAUCGCAGCGAGUCAGAACAAGAGGAACUGUGCUUGUUUCGUUCCCAAUGGUGUCGUCUAUACGAAAUUGAAGGCCAAUCAUCCGACUAGCAAGGAAUUCCAUCAGACCAGAAAGAGGAGUCCUCAUUUCCAGCGACACAAGAGAUCCAUUGAUGAGCAAUAUGUGGAGAAAGUUCCUGAUGUCAUGAAGAAAUUGAUUAGGAUGUCGCGAAGUGUGUCAGAAAUACAAGAAUCUCUUAGCAAAGCUCCGGAAAGUCACCGGAGAAUUAAGCGUGAUGAGUCUAUAGAUCACAUCAGUUCUGUGAUUGAGGACAUCCAGAAGAAUCUCGACAAGCUUGAGGCGAGUCUCUUGGAAGAGAAUGAAAGCAUACGAGCAAUGAACCAAACUGCCCAGAGUGCGAAGAAAGUGGCUGCAAAGUGCUUCAUAGAGAAUAAUGGGAAGGUGAAUUGCUCGGAUAUCAUUUAUGAGGAUGAGAAGAGCUGGAGGAAGAGUCGAGUGCAGAUUGAUCUGCUGAUUAAGGUGCUGAAGAAGCAGAUUAACGAUCUGAGGGACAUUAAGAAGCAUCUGAAGGAGCACAGACCAUUCAGCGUGAAGGAUUAUGAGGAGUUUGAUCCGAUUUCCGGUGAGGAUGAUUUAAAGUCCUAUGAUUACUCCAAAUUUAACUCCGGGGAGAAAUUCUCAAAGCAUCGCCACAAUAAAUCACACCAUGUGCAUCACAGUUUGGGUCAUGAAUUCCGCCGAAGGCCUCACUUCCGCAAGGAGAAGGUGUCCAAAGAGGUUGAGGAGGACGAGGAGCAGGGUCCUCUGAUAGAUAUGGCUUGGUACACGACGGAGCGCAAUGAAAUCCCUCCGGAGAGCAGUGUGGAUUCCUCCAGUUCGACAGUUCCUCACCUGGAGUCCACAACAAGACAUCACAGACAUCGUGGUCAUCACAGCAGAGGACGAAAUUCCACCAGGAAGCACAAAACGGAGGCGUCUUCAGCUGAGGCUACCUCUACUGUUGGAGGACGCAGGAGAACUACACCAAAGAUUGCAUCAACUACUCAGAGACCUGAAAGCACCACCCAGAGCACUUCGCAGGAUUUCCAUGUGGAUUACGAGGAAGAGAUGAGUCACAUUCCCAUCUUCUAUGUGGGCAGUGAUUCCAGUACAACAGAGAAAACUGACACGACUCCAGAGGAGAGUUCCUCCAGCACCACGACAAUCUCAGACUCGACAUCGACUUUCAGAGAAGAGUCCAUCGUUCCCAGUUCAACAACGACAAAGCCUGAGGGAAAGAUUCAUCGACAUCACCAUAAUCAUCACAGCAAUCGCUCUCACGCUCAAGAGUCCUCGACUUGGGGCAAAAGAGUGGAGGCUGGAAGUGCGGCUGAAUGCUACUGCGAUGACAAUGUUGAGGAAAACGCUCCGGAUGAGAAGGAAAUCGCCCGAGAGACAAGGAGGAAGCUCAAGGAGGAGCGUCAGAGGAAGAAGGAGCGAAAGCGCAACAAGAAGGCUCGGCUGGAGAAGGAGUGUCUCUCCGAGAAGAUGAAUUGCUUCAGUCAUGAUAACGAUCAUUGGCGAACGGCGCCUUUCUGGAAUGAUCAGCCCUUCUGCUUCUGCAUGAAUGCCAACAACAACACCUACUCCUGCUUGAGGACAGUCAAUCCAACGAAGAACAUUCUCUACUGCGAAUUCACCACCGGAGAGAUCACUUACUACAACCUCAGAAUUGAUCCAUUCGAGACGCAGAAUCGAGCGUCGAGUCUCAGUGCGGAGGAGAAAGUUCAGCUGCACGAUACUCUAGAGCGUCUCAAGGGAUGUCGUGGAAAAAGUUGCACUCUCCCAAGGCAACACUCGCCAGCGCUGAGUGAUUCCGGUUUUCAAUCGACGUCUCGGUCAACAAAAAGGAGAGUUUCCCACUCAGGUUUGCCCUCGUUACCGGACUAUGAAGAAGUUGGCCAGAGAAGACGAACCAAAGGACACAACAACAAAAGAAAUGUGAAACGAAGAACCUGGAUUCACCCGGAUUCUCCACACGCAAGAAGUCGCUCAAGGCGUCGCCCGUGGAGCUUUGACGAUCUCUACAAUUGAGCAUCGAGGACAUAACAUUCAUAGCAUCACACGAAUAAAUUCAGAUAAAAGAAAAAAAUACACACACAUACACGCAAAAUAUUGCAUAAUAGAUCGUAUACUAAAAACAUAGAGAAAUCUAUUGAGAGAUAAAUUUCCCUUUUAUCCGUGAUUUUUUAGCAUUAUUUAUUAUGAAUCUUUAGUUAGGCAAUUUACUUUUCAAUUUUUUGAUAUGACUUUGAUUAAUUGCGACUUUGCUGUGGUACUUUUGACAGUUCCAGAAACGCUUAAUCGAAAUUGUACGAAGAAAAAGAAA